Messenger RNA from Laccaria bicolor S238N-H82, 384 nucleotides. RefSeq lists its product as uncharacterized. Lineage: Eukaryota; Fungi; Basidiomycota; Agaricomycetes; Agaricales; Hydnangiaceae. The record is from RefSeq and is a predicted model, not a curated record. The transcript has 7 exons. Bases 1 to 384 code for a protein of 127 amino acids.
AUGCAAAGCUGUGGAACCUGGCGCCUAAACUCUACCCUAAACCCUCACAACUGGAACCUCAACGAGCAGGCAAACUGGGGACUUCUUGGCUCAAAUGGAAAGAGACUUACCGGGACAAGCAACCGUGAACGAUGGAUCAAGGUGUACCACGGCGCCGGCAUAGGGACAAUCGACACGAGUCGUUAUCUAUUCCCCAUCAAGGCCAGCGGAAUCCCACCAGGAGAGGUCCGACUAUCAACAUCUAAUUGGUACUUAGGUCAAGGUAUGCAACGGCAUAGGGACAAUCGAUACGAGUCGGCUAAGACAAAAUUCAUUCAGUCAUCUCCUCUCCAUCGAGGCCAGCGGAAUCCUAGGAGAGAUCAUAUGGUUUCUCGAGAUAUCUGA